Dictyostelium purpureum is the source of this 2211-nucleotide messenger RNA. RefSeq lists its product as uncharacterized. The record is from RefSeq and is a predicted model, not a curated record. The coding region runs from base 1 to 2211 and encodes 736 amino acids. Gene Ontology annotation, cellular component: peroxisomal membrane. The transcript is spliced from 4 exons. Gene Ontology annotation, molecular function: long-chain fatty acid transmembrane transporter activity; ATP binding; ATP hydrolysis activity. Gene Ontology annotation, biological process: peroxisome organization; long-chain fatty acid import into peroxisome; fatty acid beta-oxidation. NCBI's taxonomy places the organism in Eukaryota, Evosea, Eumycetozoa, Dictyosteliales, Dictyosteliaceae.
AUGAAUAACCUCAAUAAAAACAAUGAUAUUGAUAUAAAUAUUGAUAGUAGUAGUAAUAAUACCAAUAAUAGCAGUAAUAAUGAUUAUAAUUAUAAAGAAUUAAAAAAAAUAAAAGAAAAUAAUAAAUUCGAUUGGGUGUUAUUUAAAAGAUUUUUAAAGAUUAUAAAAAUUAUUUAUUUAAAGCCAACCAUACCCAUUGUAUUAUUGGUAAUUUUAUUUGGGUUAGCAGUGGGUUCAACUUAUUUAUCCAAAUAUACAGGCAUUGUUUUGGCAAAUAUAUAUGGAUCUUUUUCAACGGGCAAUAAAGAGCUAUUCCUAAAGUCACUAUUUACGGGUAUAGGUGCUAUAGGUUCAUCGGCUUUAUUGGAUGCCAUCAUUAAGUUUAUAGUCAGUAUAAUGGCUUGGCGUUGGAGAAAAGUGUUAUGUUUGUAUAUGCAAUCGAUAUAUUUUAAAAAAUCUCUCUUUUACAAGAUAAUUGCAUUUAAUGACAAGAUUGACAACCCCGAUCAACGUAUUACAUCAGAUAUAGAUAAUUUUACAACCCUAUUAGCAACUAUUGUAUCACAAUGCAUUACAAGUCCAAUGAUAGUAAUAUACUACACCUAUUUAACAUUCACUACAAUCAAUUGGUAUGCACCGUUAAUAGUAUAUGGUUACUUUUUUUUAGGUUACUUUUUAAACAAGCUCGUAAUGUCUCCAAUGGUUAGCAUUAAUUAUUUACAAGAUAAACUAGAGGGUGAUUUUAGAUAUCUACAUCAAAGAAUUAGAAACUUUGCUGAAUCAAUUGCACUACAAGGCAUUUUAAAAGAAAAUUUCAAUGUUUCACAAGAAAACAAUAUAAACAGUUAUAACAAUAAUAACAAUACUAGUAAUAUAGAUUAUGAUAAAGAAUAUUUAAUAAAUAACAAUAAUAACAGUUUAAAAAAUAGAAAAAAUAAAAAACAAAAUAAUUAUAAUAAUAACAAAAAUGAUAUUAAUAAAAAAUACUUUAAUAUUGAUGGUGAAAAAAAUGAAAAAGACUUGGUUGAAGAGGGGCAAGCAAAAGAACAAUUUGAUAAUUUAUUAAGAAAUAAAAAAAGAGUAAUAUGUUGGCAAUUUGGUUUAAAUACAACAUCAGAUUUAUUUUCAUACCUAAGUCCACUAGUAAACUAUUUUAUUAUUUCACUACCUGUAUUCUUUUUAAACACAAAGUCAACUUUACUACCUGCCGAAGUUACUGUUCAAUCAUAUAACUGUAUUAUGUUAGCAAGCGGUUUUAGUCAAUAUAUUUCAGUAUCAACAAAUAUUUCCGAUUUAUCAGGAUAUGUUUCGCGUAUAUCAACAAUGAUUGAAAUUUGCUUCAAUAUAUUAAAUGACAAAUCUUUGGAAACUGAUUUAGUUUCUAGCAGUAUCAACAAUACAAGUGUAUCAUCAUCAUCUAUACCACUAGAAAGUAGUAACAAUUUUAGUAUUAAUCAUUCCGACAAUGAUAUUAAUCAAAGAAAAAUUAUAAUUAACAAUGGUGAAAAUAUUAAAUUGGAUUACCUUAGCUAUUAUUCACCAAAAGGAAAUAAAUUAUUCUCUAAUAUAUCAUUAAUUAUUGAAAAAAAUCAAAAUUUAUUAAUUAUGGGACCAAGUGGGUGUGGCAAAUCGUCGUUAAUAAGAAUCAUCAAUGGAUUGUGGCCAUUUUUUACAGGUACUAUUGAUAAACCCAAUAACGAUAAAAUAUUCUUUUUACCACAACAACCCUAUUUAAUUUUUGGUAGUUUGGAAAGUCAAAUACUGUACCCAUUUUCAAAGAGUGAUUCAAAAAGAAUAAAUGAAAAAGAAAUGAGAAGAAUGUUUUCACAGUUUGAAUUAGAAUAUUUAUUGGACCGUGAGAUGGAAAUUAAAAACAAUCAAAAUAUUAUUAAUGAUUUAACACACAAUUGGCUCAAUCAAUUAUCAAAUGGUGAACAACAACUAAUUUCAAUUAUUAGAUUAUUUUACCACAGACCACAAUUUGCCCUACUAGAUGAAAGUACUUCAAGUAUACCCCAAAAUGUAGAAGAAAAGGUUUAUCAAAUUGCAAAACAAUUAAACAUCACAACUAUAAGUGUAGGCCAUCGUUUAUCAUUAUUAAACUACCAUUCACAUUUAUUAAAAUUUAAUAAAAACAAAAACUGGUCAAUUGAAAAAAUAAAUAAUGAUAAUCAUGACAAUAAUCAAAAUAAUAAUAAUAUUUAUGACUAA